Owenia fusiformis is the source of this 2232-nucleotide messenger RNA. NCBI's taxonomy places the organism in Eukaryota, Metazoa, Annelida, Polychaeta, Sabellida, Oweniidae. The record is from the annotation of a GenBank genome assembly.
UCCGAACUGUCAGGGAAAGGGUAAUCAAGCGGCGGCCAUUUUUAGAUCCGAAAUUCUUUGUCGGCUUUCACUUUCUCCAAUUUGCAACGAUAUAGAAGAUACAGACAUUACUUCUGAUUGAUUGCUGUAUAUAUAGUAUCAUCAACCAGUAGACUCGAAUACAUAUAUCCGCGGGACGCUACGACGACUGGCUGCAGUGACUACAACGUGAUACAGAUUACGAUACGAAGAACAGACAAGCGAUUCAAGAAUGUCAGACGGUGGAAUGAAGCGCAGUGCAGAUGAUGAUGGUAUGGGUGGAAACAAACGUCCCCGUGGAGAUGGCAUGAAAGCAGAGCUGAGAUUCCUUAUCCACAGUCAUAAUGCUGGUGGCAUCAUUGGAAAAGGAGGCACCAACAUUAAGAGGCUUAGAUCUGAGUACAAGGCCAAUGUAAACGUACCAGACUCAGAAACCCCAGAACGGGUCCUAACUGUGGGUGCCCCUAUUGAUACCAUCAUGAAGAUAAUGACAGAAAUCAUACCACUUCUGGAGACUCAUUCUAACAAAGGUGACCAACAUGGCCAAUUUGAAGGAGAUAUUAACAUGCUGGUCCACACUAGCCAAGCUGGGUGUAUCAUUGGACGUGGAGGCAACCAGAUCAAACAACUUAGAGAGCAAACUGGUACCCACAUCAAGGUGUUCCAAGACACAUGCCCAGGAUCGACAGACCGUGUCGUUUCUAUUCAAGGGACCAUUGAGAAAGUUGUUUCUGUAAUCGGUGAAAUAUACAACCUGAUUGAAAAAACUCCCAUCAAAGGCAUCAAAAACCCAUAUGACCCAAAUUACAACAUGCAGAGUGACCUUUACCCAGAGCAGUACGGUGGUUUUAGCUAUUCUGAUGGUCGCCACGGGGGACGAGGAGGUGGCCGAGGAGGGGGUAUGGGUAGAGGUGGUCGCGGUGGUGGCGACAACAGAAUGGGACGUGGGGGUCGAGGUGGAAGUGGAGGAAGAGGGGGCCGUGGAGGAGGAUUUAUGGGUGGAAGAGGUGGAGAUGGCAUGGGAGGAGGUGGUGGAUUCGGGGGUGGAGGAAGCAAUAUGGGAGGAAGAGGUGGACUUGGAGGGGGUGGAUACGGUGGUGAACAACAACGAAGUGAUAUGGGUGGUCUAGGAGGUGGACUGGGUGGUAAUAUGGGAGGUGGUUUUGGCGGAGGUCGUCGAGGAGGAAGAGGAGGUGGAAUGGGAGGUGAUGGUGGAGAUAGAAUGAACAGUGGAAGAGGUGGACUGGGAGGAAGCGGUGGAGGAAUGGGAGGUGGCUCUGGAAUGGGUUCUGGAAGUGGCCUUAAUCAGAACUUCACCUCAGACUCAAUGGGAAGCUCAGGUGUCAUCUUCGGCAACCAGACCACUACAACUCAAGUCAGCAUUCCUAAAGAUCUUGCUGGAGCUAUCAUUGGCAAAGGUGGUUCAAGGAUCCGUGAAAUCCGUCAUAAAUCUGGUGCAGAGAUCACCAUAGAUGAGGCACUGCCUGGUAGCUCUGACAGAAUCAUCACAAUUGCUGGAAAUGGUGAUCAGAUCCAGUUUGCACAGUUCCUCUUACAGGAGAGUGCAAGGAGUACACAACAGAACCGAGCUAGCUAGACCCUAGUAGCUUUCUAUAUGAUAUCCAUCCUCUGUGAAGAUGUAUUCGGGUCAGUAUAAUAAAAACUAGGAUACUACAACACCUACAAUAGGACCUUGAUAAAUGCAUACACUGACAGUGGUUGAAUAAGCAACUCAUAUGUCCGACAAAAUCCCCAUGUAGAUAUGCUCUUCAAACUUGAAGUAUUUUUCAACGGACAUUUUAUUAACGUCGAUCAAAAGUUGACUGUAGACUAGUUCUGAUAUCAUAUUUUUAUAUUUGUAUUUUAUCAUUUAUCAUGUAUCAGACAGAUAGUUCAUAAAAUGAUCUGAAAUCUUCUAGUGUUUUUAUUAUAAUUUUAAGCUUUAUUUUCAAAUAUAAAGUCUAAAGAUAUCAACUAUGGGGCAAAUUACAUAUCCCUUUUACUGUCUCGGAACUUGAAAAGUUUGGUCUUCCAUGUUCAAAUUGUGAAUUAUUUUUAGUAACAGAGAUAAUACUUAAGAAAAGUUGAUAUUGAAUUAGAUUUUAUAUGGUACAAUUAUCCAAGAACUAUUGUGACUGUUUUGAAAAAAGGUCAUAAUAUACAGGAUGUCCAUGAAGUCUAUUCACACUUUACACAGACUUUGUAUUGUAAUUG